CGCUGUGGCCGGCUGUGUGGCCGCCACCUCACCAUCCCCUUGCUCAUCUCUCCGGUUCUCCCCUGCCUCGAGUCGUUCCAGCGUCCACCAAAAAAACGCAACGCACCGUGCGCCCUCUCUUGCCCCUUCCCCCAAGUCCCGAGUCCCGACCCCUCCCGCGCGCGAGAUCGAUCCGGUCCCUAGAUCCCGAUGGCCUCGCGCCGCCGCACCCUCCUCAAGGUCAUCAUCCUCGGCGACAGCGGGGUUGGGAAGACGUCCUUGAUGAACCAAUACGUGAACAAGAAGUUUAGCAACCAGUACAAGGCUACGAUUGGCGCCGAUUUCCUCACCAAGGAGGUGCAGUACGAGGAUAGGCUCUUCACUUUGCAAAUAUGGGACACUGCUGGUCAGGAAAGGUUUCAGAGUCUUGGUGUUGCAUUCUACCGGGGAGCAGAUUGUUGUGUCCUAGUUUAUGAUGUUAAUUCUAUGAAAUCAUUUGAUAAUCUGAACAACUGGCGUGAAGAGUUUCUAAUUCAGGCUAGCCCAUCAGAUCCUGAUAACUUCCCUUUUGUUCUGCUGGGUAACAAAGUUGACGUAGAUGGUGGCAACAGCCGCGUGGUCUCCGAGAAAAAGGCAAAGGCAUGGUGUGCUUCUAAAGGGAACAUCCCGUACUUUGAGACUUCUGCCAAGGAUGGAACAAACGUUGAAGAGGCUUUCCAGUGUAUUGUAAAGAACGCUCUCAAGAAUGAACCAGAGGAAGAACUGUACAUGCCGGAUACAGUGGAUGUGGUGGGUGGCAACCGGGCUCAGAGAUCAUCUGGUUGCUGUUAAAACAUGAUGCAUCAUGAGACGUUGCGAUCAUCGGCUACACAGGAACCAAGCAUGAUGCAAUGGCUGGGUCUCCAUGGUUCUCUAAAGGAACCAUAUUUCAAGGGCACCUGUCCCGAGCUGUCAAUUUGUGGAUGUUGUGCAGUUUAUCGGGUAGCGUCAUAUCUUGUUAAUACAAUCGGCGAAAUAAGAGAUGUGUAAACUAAGGUUUAUCCAUUAUGUUUGUGUGUGGGUCGAGUAUGAAUUUGCCUCUGAGCUGAAACUACAUUUGCAUUGUGCUGUGCCCUUGCUGUAAACGCCUUCUCCUCGCUUUCUA
Messenger RNA from Phragmites australis (common reed), 1123 nucleotides. RefSeq names its product ras-related protein Rab7. Bases 190 to 810 code for a protein of 206 amino acids. Lineage: Eukaryota; Viridiplantae; Streptophyta; Magnoliopsida; Poales; Poaceae. Gene Ontology annotation, cellular component: vacuolar membrane. The record is from RefSeq and is a predicted model, not a curated record. Gene Ontology annotation, molecular function: GTPase activity; GTP binding. The transcript is spliced from 7 exons.